UCAAGGCGAGCGCACGGCCAGCCGGAGCAACUAUCAACAACAGCAGCAGCAACACCAGCAGCAGCAGCAGCAGCAGCAGCAGCAACUGCAUCAAAGUCUUCAAACUUAUAUAACGACCGAUUAGCCUGACGGUUACUUUAGUUAUUCGGUCAACUCUAGACGGUCAAGUUCGCAACUAAACACGGCUGGAUCGCUAGAAAAAAAAAUAAAAAAAAAUAAAAUCGAAAAAGAAAAUAAAAUAAAUUGAAUUUAAAUCACGCACUAAUGCAGGCACAUAUUCGCCAGGAAGUGUGUCUGAACUUACAAGUGCAAUUGUAACAGCAAGAAAUCCUAACUAAAGUGCAAAGUGAACCAAAUUGUGUGAAAGUUAACAAAGAAACAAAUCAAGCAGUACGCCGUUUACUCUAAAAUAAAUAAACAUACACAUAAAAACCGAAUUUCUGUCAAAUAUCUGAAGGAUAUUUGGCGCUGGUGACUUCUGACAACCUGCAAGAAUUCUUGCAAAUAUCAAAUCACACAGCAUACAUAAACGAAUUCUCUGUUACGGCGUCGUAGUGGGGUGCAUUAGAUUCCAGCUACGUCUAUUUGGCCAACACUAACAAUAGCUAAGGCAAAAUGUUUCUACGCCGCUGCACUUUUCUGUUGUUGCUCUGCCUAAUUGCGAGUGACGCCAACGCCGUGCGCAAAACGAAGCGUCCUGUCAAGCCGGCCAAGCAGACAAUUCCACGCACCAAUGUGACGCCACCGCCUGCAGCAUUGGCUGCCACAACGAGCAGCAGCACCAGCAGCAGCAGCUCCACCUCGACAACAACAAGCAGCACGAGCGAACUGAGCGCCGAGGCGGCCCCAGCCCCAGCCGCAGCCGCAGCCCCACUGGCCAGCAGCACCAACAGCGCGAUUAGCAACAGCGAGCUGCCCAAGCCGCUGCUGCCACAAACUGAUGCACAGCCGGAGCCCAAGACAGACAAGGCGCCCGAAACGGAAGAGGAGUGCGAUCCAGAUAUGAUUGGCUUCGAGAUAAUUACCGGCUACGUGUUGUCGGCACCGUCGAAGAUGCUGGAUACCCUGCCCGGCACGCUGAUGCUCACGGACUGCUUGGAGGCCUGCCAGAGCAAUGAGUCCUGCAGUUCUGUCAACUAUGAAACCGGCUUGUGUGUGCUGUUCAAGACGACCGCCGAUAAAUUGCCAGGUUCACUUUCGCGCUCACAAUUUCCGGUUUUCACGAUCUACGCACAGAAAUCGUGUUUGGGCGUGCGUCCUUGCUCCAAGGCCUGGUGCAUUGAUCGCGUUCAAGGUUACCGCCUACCCGAACAUGUCAAAUCUAGUCAGACGGUGCUGUCGCGCCGCGACUGCUUGGAGCUCUGCCUGGGCGAAACGGAAUUUACAUGCCGCUCGGCGAACUUCUAUCGCCACUCGGGACUGUGUGAGCUCUCAGACAUGGAUCGCAUCACGCUAUCGGCCGGCAACAGCGUGGAGGCCUAUGAAGGCGCCGAUUAUCUGGAGAAUAAUUGCGCCGAGGAGCCCAGCAAGCUAUGCGAAUUCAAGCGCAUCUCGGGCAAGAUUCUGAAGACAGUGGAUUCCGUUUAUCAGGACAUUAACACCAUUGAUGAAUGUCGCGAUCUGUGCCUCAACUCGCCCUACAGAUGCCACUCGUAUGACUACAAUGACACUGGCGACAUGGUCUGCCGUCUGUCGCAUCACAGCCGCGCCACGCUGACGGAUGUGAUGGAUCCCUAUCUGGAUGUGCCCGAGGCAGCCACCUAUGAGCUGUCCGCCUGCUACAAUGUGUCUAUCGAGUGCCGUUCCGGCGAGAUGAUCACAAAGAUACGCACCUCCAAGCUCUUCGACGGCAAGGUCUACGCCAAGGGGGCACCCAAGUCGUGCUCAGUGAGCGUUGACAAAUCGCUAGAGUUCGAUUUCCGUAUGGGCUACAAUGAUCUAGAGUGCAAUGUGCGCCAGAGCGCCUAUGGUCGCUAUAUGAACGAUAUUGUUAUACAGCAUCACUCAAUGAUUGUCACCUCCUCCGAUCUGGGUCUGGCUGUCAGCUGUCAGUACGAUCUGACCAACAAGACGGUGCUGAACGACGUGGACUUGGGCGUCACUGGCGAGAUCGAGUCGUCGCUUAGCGAGGAGAUAACCAUCGAUUCACCGAAUGUCGUCAUGAAGAUCACGUCACGCGAUGGCAGCGACAUGAAGCGCAUCGCCGAGGUCGGUGAUCCCCUGGCACUGCGUUUCGAGAUCGUUGAGCAGAACAGUCCGUAUGAGAUAUUUGUGCGCGAACUGGUCGCCAUGGACGGCUCGGACAGCGCUGAGAUUACGCUGAUUGAUGCUAAUGGCUGCCCCACCGAUCAAUACAUCAUGGGCACCAUACAGAAGCUCUCGCACAAUCGCAAGGUGCUGCUCUCCCAGUUCGAUGCAUUCAAGUUCCCAUCCAGCGAGGUGGUACAGUUCCGCGCCCUCGUAACGCCCUGCAUUCCACGCUGCGAGCCCGUCAUUUGCGAUAGCGAGGAUGGCGCCAGCGGCGAGCUGAAGUCGCUCGUCUCCUAUGGCCGCAGGAAGCGCUCCGUUGUGAAUGGCACCGAUGGUGUCGAGUUCAUGGUCAGCACACGCCAGCAACGCGAACGCCGCGAUGUCGGCUCAACCCCGGCCGAUGAUAACAUACUGCUCGUGCAGUCCAUACAAAUCAUAGACAAGUUUGGCUUCCAGGCCGAGGACGGUAGCGACGCCAGCCAGAGCUCUGGCGAGCCCAACGAGAAGGCCUACGCGGGCGUUGCCCAGGACAAGCUCACUUGUCUUAAUGGCUAUGGUCUGAUCUUUGCCGGCUCGCUGUUUCUGCUCGCUCAGCUGAGCAUCUUUGGCAUUUGGAAGACCGUGCAGCGACGCACACGCAAGGAGCGCUAUCUGUACCAGCAGGACCCCACGCCCACCAUCACAUACGGUGCGCCCACAAUACUGUAUGGCCCGCCCCCCUCAGCCGCGGGCAGCAUGGCCGGCGCGUCGCAUGCGAACAGCGCCAAGGACACGCUGAGCAAGCUGUACGACAGCGGCAUAAACGGACGCUACGGUCAGCAGUACUAAGCCGGGUAUCGGAUAGCUCUCACAGUUAGCUGGGAACAAACGCAAUAUGCCUCGAAAGCUUCAAAAGAUUCGAUGAGACUUGAAUAGCACAUAUACAUACAUAUAUCAAUGUUCGCCAAGCAGCGAUGCAUGCAAAUCAUUUGAAAAAUUCAUAGUUUAAUUCUACAUAAAACAAGAAAAGGAGAAAAGAAUAAGAAACGAAAAACUAGCAUAAGCUAAUUUAGUUAAUACGUAAUUUUAUCGAGAAAAAGAAAAUCACGUAUGGAGACGAUUGCAAUUCGAAUGCGCGCUUUCAAAUGCCCUGGAGAAUAUAUCUAUAUAAAUAUAAAAAAAAAU
Messenger RNA from Drosophila navojoa, 3414 nucleotides. It is a transcript of the gene nyo, whose product is annotated as nyobe. Lineage: Eukaryota; Metazoa; Arthropoda; Insecta; Diptera; Drosophilidae. Gene Ontology annotation, biological process: anatomical structure morphogenesis. The record is from RefSeq and is a predicted model, not a curated record.